Molecule: messenger RNA, 711 nt
Organism: Encephalitozoon cuniculi GB-M1
Lineage: Eukaryota; Fungi; Microsporidia; Unikaryonidae
Product: DNA-directed RNA polymerase III subunit C34
Exons: 1
Coding region: 1-711 (236 amino acids)
Biological process (GO): transcription by RNA polymerase III
Cellular component (GO): RNA polymerase III complex
Source: RefSeq, marked provisional
AUGAUAAGAGGCAUUUUGGAUUUCAUAAGAAGCCGUCCGGAAGGAGUGGUCGAGGAGGAGCUGUCCUCGGAGUUCCCGCAGAUGUCGAAGGCAGAUGUUGCUAAGGAGCUGAAUGCAUGUCUAAAGCGCCAGGAGAUUAGUCUGUUUAGAGAUAAGGGCGUUCUGUAUUACAAGCCGUCUCCAAUAAACGUGGAUGAUUAUGAACUUACGAUAUAUAACCUAGUGAGCCAGAGCGGAGGCGAGGGAGUUUGGCUGAAGGUGAUAAAAGACAAGACCAAUAUGCCACACAACUUGGUUGGGAAGGUCCUCAGAAGCAUGGAGAGUAAGAGGAUUAUCAAAUCUGUCAAAUGCCUCAAAAACAACAGAAAGGUGUAUGUCUUAUAUGACCAGGUUCCUUCUGAAGAAAUUACGGGAGGCACAUGGUUUCAUGACAACGAUGUAGAUGUGGAGUGUGUAGCCAGAAUUUUGGAGAUUAUUGAACUGUUUCUGGAAAAGAACCUGGCUGGUAGGGAAGAGCUCCCCAAAUAUGAAGACAAUCCAACUCUAGAGGAUAUAAUGAAUUAUGUCAGGAAUGUGAAUAUCCUGUCUAUUCCUUUAAGACUUGACGACCUAGAGACGCUGGCAGAUAUACUCGUGUUUGAUGGCAAGGUGGAGAAGCUGCACUCUGGACCAAUAGCCAGAUACAGAGCCUUUAAGCCAUAUGCUAAAUGA